Molecule: messenger RNA, 2024 nt
Organism: Melanotaenia boesemani (Boeseman's rainbowfish)
Lineage: Eukaryota; Metazoa; Chordata; Actinopteri; Atheriniformes; Melanotaeniidae
Gene: entpd1
Product: ectonucleoside triphosphate diphosphohydrolase 1
Exons: 10
Coding region: 139-1632 (497 amino acids)
Biological process (GO): nucleoside diphosphate catabolic process
Cellular component (GO): plasma membrane
Molecular function (GO): GDP phosphatase activity; UDP phosphatase activity
Source: RefSeq, a predicted model, not a curated record
CGUCAGACCGAGCAGGGAGCUGUGUUACCACAGAGAGAGGAAGAGAGAGGGUUGGAAAGCAAGAGUGAAAGAGAGAGGGGGGAGACAGAGAGGGGCAAAGAAUAGAAAGAGCAUUGUGUUUCUGCUGAGAAAGAACCCAUGUCUGCACAAAGAGAGAUGAAAGAGAAGAACCCCUGGCACACACCGGUGACCAUCAUCAUCACUGUGAUUGGUGUCAUAGCGAUUGUUGCCUUGGUGACAGUUGCAGUUUUGCAGAACAGGCCUGUCUACCAAAAGUACAAGUAUGGGAUCGUGCUGGAUGCUGGCUCUUCCCACACAGCUCUUUAUAUAUACAAGUGGCCAGCAGAGAAGGAUAACAACACUGGAAGAGUUGAACAGAAACAUUCCUGUAAAGUACAAGGUAAAGGCAUCUCAAGCUAUGCAGAUACACCAUCAAAGGCAGGAGAGUCACUGAGAGACUGCAUGCAGGAGGCUGAGAAGGAGGUACCCAGAAAAAGACACCGUGAGACCCCCCUCUAUCUGGGAGCUACUGCAGGAAUGAGAUUACUGAAUUUGGAGAACAGCUUGGCAUCGGACAAGGUGUUUCAGUCUGUGGAGGAAACCCUGCAAAAGUUCCCAUUUUCCUAUCAGGGAGCAAGAAUAUUAAGUGGGCAGGAAGAGGGUUCCUUUGGCUGGAUAACAGUCAACUACUUAAGUGAUCGACUUCAACAGGGUUUAGAAACCAUGGGGGCUCUUGACCUUGGUGGGGCAUCAACUCAAAUUAGCUUUGUAUCUGAUAAUUAUGAUGGAUCAGAGUCACCCAUCAACUCUGUGAACUUCAGGCUUUAUGGAAAUGACUACAACCUGUAUACUCACAGCUUCCUGUGUUACGGGAAAGAUCAAGCGCUACUUAUGGCACUGGCACACCAGACACAGUCAGGUCCGACAACAAUAUCAGAUCCCUGUUCCCACCCUGGCUACUCUGAGACAAAGAACUACUCUGUCCUCUAUGACAGCCCCUGUGUGUCAGACCGGAAACCUCAGGGAGCUCCUGCAACAUUCACUCACUCGGGGAAAGGAAACUUCGAACAAUGCCAGGAAGUUGUCAAAAGCGUAUUUAACUUUACUUCCUGCAAAUACAGCCAGUGCUCCUUCAAUGGGAUUUUCCAGCCUCCUAUACAAGGGAUAUUUGGGGCUUUUUCUGCUUACUACUUUGUAAUGGACUUCCUCAAUCUGACAGAUACAUCAGUACCUCUAGAGAGGGUGAGGGAAAACUUGAUCCGCUACUGUGCCACCCCUUGGGAUCAGAUACAGCAGCAGCAUCCUGAUGUAAAAGUGAAAUAUCUGGCUGAGUACUGCUUCUCUGGCACAUACAUUCUCACCCUGCUGACAGAUGGAUACAACUUCACCUCAGAGAGCUACUCCAAAAUAAACUUCAUCAAGAAGAUAAAAGACAGUGAUGCAGGCUGGACUUUAGGCUACAUGCUGAAUUUGACCAACAUGAUUCCAGCUGAGGCUCCAGAUUCACCCCUUCUACCAUAUCCCGGCUACGUCACUGUAGUCACUGUCAUUGCAGUAUUAAUCUUAAUCCUUUUCAUCAUCAGCCUGCGUCCUAUCUGGCCCACUUGUUCCAACCAGCCACAGAUUGUAUGAACACACAGCUGUACACUGUGUAUGCAUGAGAUAUGUGCAAUGGAGUGUCUGUCAAGGUUUUUGAGUGAGUGUGAGUGUGUGUUGGUGUAUGUCACUUCCCCAGUUUGUGUGGAGGUCAAAGGUCAGCUCAAGCUGCCAGAUGCAGUCCUGGAGCUCAUACAGAUUCAAGGACUUUUCAGAAGGACAAAUCCUUUCUCUCACUGAGGAGUGAGAUCCACAUUCCUGGUUAAAGGAUUUUUUUCUGCAACUGAAUGUUUGCAUACGUGUGUAUUUGAGUAUGAAUGUGUGAAUUUGAAUGCAUGCCUGAGUGUGUACGUGAAUCCACACCUGUUUGCAUGUCUCUUGAAUCAUGAUGUGAAUGUGUAACUGUAUAAAUAAAACAACCCAGGUUU